AUGACCAGAGAGGCUGAAGCUUGCCUUCUGCGCGUCUUCCAGACUCUCGUCGAUAGAGCUGACCUCUACGGAAACCUUCGUGGCCAUUCUGCGUUCUACACAACCGUCGCGGCUGAGCUCAAGACCAGAGGCGAACUCAGUGGCGAAGCACUCAAGGAUAUCGACGAAGUCUUCGUCCGCGCCCGUCGCGGCGACUCGGGUGACUGGCCCAAGACCGAUCUUAACAUGGCCGUUGACACUUGGAUUUACGUCAAGGACCUAUUCGCGGGUCUUCCUCCCAUUAAGGCUAUGUCCCUCUCGGCCCGUCCCAACGAGAUGGGUGCCCUCACGGCUCAGUUUCACAGCACCAGCGUCGCCGGCCCCGCGGACAACAAGCUCUGGCCUCCUACUCACUUCGACCCGCACGAACUCGCCCUGAUCGCCACGCCGGAGCUUCGAAGCGUCCUCUUCGGCAAGACGCCCCAGACCCCUGGCAACAUGCCCAUGAUUCCCAGCAAGGCCACCCUCCCCCUCGACACCCGCGCCUUUCUCUGUUCGCUCGCUCUUAUCAACUACCAGCCCGACAGCAAGUGGAACUUGAUUCUCGCCCCCGUCUCGAACUUCCGCAGCCCCAUGGAGCGUCGCCAGUGGUCGAUCCCUUCCGGUGGCCAGUCUCUAUACUGCUUCACGUCUGGAAAGGUCCUGUCCAUUGUCCUCGCGACCCCCUGGUUCGGCCGUCCUUGGGGCGCAAUCCCUUCUGUCGACGAGUCCUCGCUCUGCCCUCGUCUCGGCUUCGCUAUUGUACUUCACAAGUACGCCGACGGCCUGGAGCUCAUCAUCUUCGACCCCAUCUCCCGAUAUGCUCACCUCAAGAACAACCCACAGGUGAAGGCAAACCUCUCCAGCUUCUUUGGCUUCCGCCAGUUUAUUCGCGACAAUACCGAGGCGGCAGUCCAGGGUGCCGGAAGACGCUUGAUCCGUGGAUGGUAUGGCGGCAAGUUGGAGAUGCCUGCCAACGGCGCUGACAGUGUUCAGCUGGCGAGUGAGUGGAUUCGUCUGCUCAUUCUCGCCGGCGGUCACGGUCAAGACCCGUUGGCCGUUGACGAUGAGAAAUGGAACCAGUGGGGCUUCGAGGAGGUGCAGAUUUGAGGUACGAAGUUGAUUUGAUCCCUCCUUUUAUCCCUUACCCCUUGUAUCCGGUAGCUUG
Colletotrichum phormii is the source of this 1186-nucleotide messenger RNA. RefSeq lists its product as uncharacterized. NCBI's taxonomy places the organism in Eukaryota, Fungi, Ascomycota, Sordariomycetes, Glomerellales, Glomerellaceae. The transcript has 3 exons. The coding region runs from base 1 to 1128 and encodes 375 amino acids. The record is from RefSeq and is a predicted model, not a curated record.